Molecule: messenger RNA, 1894 nt
Organism: Camelina sativa (false flax)
Lineage: Eukaryota; Viridiplantae; Streptophyta; Magnoliopsida; Brassicales; Brassicaceae
Product: calcineurin B-like protein 6
Biological process (GO): calcium-mediated signaling
Molecular function (GO): kinase binding; calcium ion binding
Source: RefSeq, a predicted model, not a curated record
GAGAAGAGAUGGAGUGGGAGAGCCUAGCUAUACUAGCCUAACUAAUAUGUGUUUCAGUCUUUGGAGAAUGGAAGUGGGCAUUGUGAUGGUUCCUGCAGUAUAAGCUCGGAUGUGGUUGCCAAAGGAUGAAAGGGGUUUUAGCUUUUGCUGUGACUUGGGAGCACUUUUUUGAAGCUUAUCACAACAAAAACAAACAAUCACCUUUACAUCAAUAAAGUCGAAUGGUGGGUUUGUCUGCUGUAAAAUAAAGCAAAGUCAAUAUCUUUACCAUCACUUUCGAUUGACUUGUAUUCAAAGCCACAAACCAGAGACUAGUCAAAAGAAGUAGCACUAGAGGAUCAGCUAAGUUUGAGAUUGAAGCAUAUAUAGAUCGUUGGUGGUCAGAGGGGCAGGACUCAUUCUGUGCCAAAGCGUAUUAACUUCACCCUUCAAGGCUUGUUUUGUGAAUGUUGUUCCCUGAAACCGACAUUUUAUGGUCUUGAGUAUCUUAUUAGUUAUGAUGAGUCCAUCAUAGUAUCUUCUUCCUCUUAAUUUUUGUUUUCUCUCUCUCGAAAUGUCAACUUGUUAAAGUGGUCACCAACUAAUUAGAGUUGACUUAUUUAAGCCAACGAACUUUAGAUCCUUUACCAUGUCUCAGCAGCCAACUACAAACUUUUAUGGAGAGAGAGAGAAAGAUAGAUCGUGGCCAAAAUAAGAAAAGACCCUUGGAAAUAGUCGUAAUCUGAAGCUUCUCUACACGUUAACGAGAAGAAAAAAAGGAAAGGUAUAUUUUCUUGGUGCAUCAUCUUCUUCUCUGCUCUCAAAAGUCAAGACUACAUUCACUUGAUGUCUGCAUCGGAUCGGCAAAUUUAUGCAUGGGAAUAGUGAGUCGUGGGAGAGAUGAUGAUGCAAUGCUUAGAUGGAUUAAAGCACUUAUCCUUAAUUCUGUUGACUUGUUGUGAUGCUGAUCCUCCCAAGGGUCGUCAGAACCCUAAGGAUGUGGCUAGAGGCACUGUGUUUACUGUGAAUGAAAUUGAAGCUCUUUACGAACUGUUCAAGAACAUUAGCAAAGACGGGCUUAUCGAUAAGGAACAUUUUCAAUUCGUACUAUUCAAGAUAAACACAACAAGAAGCCUUUUUGCUGAUAGGGUAAAAAGACUUGGUAACUUACCCAUCUGGAUUUCAUUGCUGUACGCUUUGCAGGUGUUUGACUUAUUUGAUACCAAGCAUACUGGGAUUCUAGAUUUUGAAGCCUUUGCUCGUUCUCUUUCCGUCUUUCACCCCAACGCUAAAUUUGAGGAUAAGAUUGAGUUUUCUUUCAAGCUGUAUGAUCUGAAGCAGCAAGGCUCUAUAGAGCGACCGGAGGUGAAGCAAAUGGUGGUGACGACUCUAGCUGAAACUGGCAUGAACCUUUCUGAUCAUGUGAUUGAGAGCAUCAUAGACAAGACUUUUGAAGACGCUGAUACUAAAAAGGACGGCAAGAUCGAUAAGGAAGAGUGGCGGACUCUUGUAUUGCGCCAUCCCUCUCUGAUACAGAACAUGAGCCUUCAACAUCUCAAGGACGUAACGAAGACGUUUCCAAAUUUUGUAUUUCACACUAUAGUGUCAGACAAUCAUAGUGAGCUGGAGGCAUAUGGAUGUUCAGGGAUAUGAAGAAAGGACCAAAAACUUUACAAGAUUCAUUCUUUCUCCUAUAUUUCUUCUCCAUUAGUCCAUUAUUUUUAACAAAUACAAGAUCACAAACGUUUUGAAAACUACAUUGUCUCUUCACAGGUUUGUUAUCCGCAAACUUGUCCCGUUUAUCUUAUCUGUUGGAUUGUGCAAGUUGAUAAUUUUACUUGGCAUUAAGAGAUUAUGAUAUCCUUCUAUGUAUGUAUAAACUUUGUUUUCACACCAAUCUAAUUGUACCUGAAAA